GAGGUUCUGUUCAGUGCGGGGUGCGGUGACUCACGGGGAGACUGUCACCUCAGGUGCAUUGACGUCACCUUGGGGUGAGGAUGAGGAUGAGGGGCGUGUGUCGUGAGGUCUGGCAUCGUGGUGUGAAGCACAGAGCGCUGGCUCUGGAGUCGGAGGACCUGGGUUCUGAUCCCUCCGUGUAACAUUGCACAAGACAUUACACUUGUCUGGUCCUCAGUUUCCUCAAUUAUAAGCAAUGGAGUUCGGGUAGGUGGACCCUGAAGUCCAUUCCAGCUGGUUCUAUAAUUGCAUGAGGCUGAGGCAAUGGAGUUAAAUGACUUGCCACGGGUCACACAGCUAGGAAGAAGUCAUCCUCUGCAUGGAAAAUGAAGCUUGUACGAAUUCAUGCCAAUGCUCUGGCAUAUUCAAUGACUACUCUAGGGACUGGGAUGAUGAAUACGGUCUUUAAUUUUUACUACAUGCAGCUUUUUUUGAAGCAAUACAAGAUUUCAGAAGCUGCCUUUCACCAGUCUCAGGUAAUUUUUAUGAUCUGGAAUGCUCUUAAUGACCCUCUUUUUGGAUAUAUUCAAGAUAACGCCAAGGCAUCUUGCUGUUCAGGACGUCAAAUUGCUAUUUUGUAUGGCGCCCCUUUCUAUGCUUUGGCUUUCCUACUUCCUUGGUUCCCUUGGAAACACUACCAAGAAGGCGACUGGCUUAGCGGGCUUCAGCUUGUGGUAUCCUUAUGUGCUUUUGAUGGCAUGUUGACGUUUGUACAGCUAGCCCAGUGUGCCCUGUUUGCAGAGAUUUCUACUCAACAUGAGAUCAGACUUCAGCUUGUUAAAUAUAACCAAGUGGCAUCACUAGUGGGAUCUAGCAGCAUACUUUUCUGUGGCCUUAUCUCUGAUAACAUGGAAAAUUUACUCCAUUUCCAGGCUUUUUCCAUUGUCAUUGCUGUUCUUGCCACUGCCUGCCUUUUUUAUACUGGUAUUUACAGUAUGAGUCACUAUGAACUUAAAGGAACCCCUGGAGAAACCAAUAUCUCAGAAAGUAAAUCAGAACUCUCCUGGGCCUCAGUCAUCUUGUUGACCAAAGAGAUAUUAACCCAGAAAAACUUUCUGCUUUUCUUGGCAAUGAAUUUCUUCCAAGUCUUCCAUUUAACCUUCUUCAGCAACUUCAUGAUGAUCUUUGCAGAUAACCUCAUCCCCAAAGAUGCUUUUUCUUCUUCUAUGAGGAGCAUCAUGUAUGGGACAGGAUUUAUUUGUCCACAGUUUCUUGUGCUCCUCAGCCACUCCUGGCUCAAGAAGUUUGGUUACUAUAAGAUCAUUUUAUUUUCCUUCUAUAUAGAAGGAGUAGCUGCAGCUGUGAUGUUUGUGCUGGGACAGGAGCACUAUUACAUUUUGGCUUUUUAUCUCAUAGCUAACAUGGUGAUAGUUCAAGCCUCGUUUAGUUUAUUCAAUUUGCCUCUGGCUGACAUCAUUGAUGCAGAUGUACUGAAAUUCAAACGGAAAUCACCCCUUUCCUCGAUGGUUUUUGGGACCAAUGCUUUGUUUACCAAACCUGCCCAGUCUUUAGCUCCUAUGGUUAUAGUCACUGUGUUAAACCAGUUUGGAUAUGAGCAGCUAAACAAGAAAUCCAUACAGAUUGAUCCCAGUUUAUUAACAGGUCUUCAUGAUGCAAUGUUCACCUUGAUUUGUCUGGUUCCCCUGGGCAUCACAAUAAUCCAGAUUCUGGCCUGGACUCCCUUCUCUAUCAGGAGUAGCCAUCACUCAAACUGGGCAGUGACCCCCCAACAAGAUCAUAUUCUACCAUGGAAUUGAAAUAUGGCUUGAGGUUUUUGUAUUUUUUUAAUUAAAAAUUUUUUCAGUUGGCAAAA
This is a messenger RNA of Vombatus ursinus (common wombat), 1852 nucleotides long. Its product is annotated as transmembrane protein 180-like. The coding region runs from base 366 to 1796 and encodes 476 amino acids. The record is from RefSeq and is a predicted model, not a curated record. The transcript is spliced from 8 exons. NCBI's taxonomy places the organism in Eukaryota, Metazoa, Chordata, Mammalia, Diprotodontia, Vombatidae.